GAAGUGUCGGUUUUCAGCGCAAACCCCUCCUCUAUGGACGGGCUGCGCUUUUCUUCCACUUGAACAACCAAGUAGUUUUCAGGCACAUUCCCCCGGCAGCAAUGUGGAGGGAAAGGGCGAUCACGUCCCACUCAUUUUAUACUUUUGCGUCGGGUUUUAGUUCUCUUUGUAGUUUAUGAACUUUGCAUUUGCAAGGGGAAGCUUCUACGGGAAAGCAAACGAAUCAGAAGUGAAGAAAACUGCAGCCUAGUCGUCUCGUGUUUUUUUUUUUUUUUUACUUUUUGCUUUCUUCUUGUUUUUUUUAACUCGAGUCACUAUUUUCUUCUAAAUGGAUAUUAGGAGAUGAAAUCGGACGUUUUUCUUUUUCUCGAAUAGCCUCUCGGUCGCUCGGACUGUAGUUUAUGUGGUCUCCGGGAUCUGUAGGAGGAGGAGGAGGAGAGAGUCCAGCUCCUCAGCAGCACAACAAGGACACACACAGUGGCCACAAGUUGUCCACAAGAGAAGGAGACGAAACUUUGCCAAGUUGCUGCGCAUCCGGCCGCUGAAGCCAAAUAUUCAACGAUCUUCUAUCAGCGUCUCUGUUGUAACUUUGCUGUGGAUUAUUAUUAUUAUCAUUGCAACACUCACCAUGGACCACGGGAUCACGUUCAGAGGAUGAAAAAGGAGUUUUGAAACAUGAACAGUUUCUUGUAGUUUAGUUCACCACUCCAGUGGCUCGUUCGGACUACUCUUAUCUGCUAAGUCAAUUGUUCUUGCGUCUGUUUUUCCUCCUCCGAGAUACUAUUUCCACUGGUCUGCGAAAAUGCCACAGUUGAACGGAGGUGGUGGGGAUGAUCUGGGGGCCAGUGAUGAAAUGAUAUCGUUUAAAGACGAAGGGGAGCAGGAGGAAAAGAUAUCAGAAAACGUAUCUGCGGAAAGGGAUUUGGAUGAUGUGAAAUCCUCCUUAGUGAACGAAUCGGAAAACAACAGCAGCUCAUCGGACUCAGAGCAAGCGGAGAGGCGUCCCCAAACCAGACCCGACUCAGAAAGUUAUGAGAAAACAAGAGACUACUUCACUGAAGCACUGAGAAGGCAGCAAGAUGGUGGCUUUUUCAAGAGUCCUCACUAUCCUAGCUACCCGUUUCUCAUGAUCCCAGACCUGACCAGUCCCUACUUAUCAAAUGGUUCACUGUCUCCCAGUGCAAGAACAUACCUGCAGAUGAAAUGGCCUCUUUUGGAUGUUCCCGGAUCUACAGGACUGAAAGACUCUCGUUCUCCAACACCAGGGCAUUUAUCCAAUAAAGUGCCAGUGGUGCAGCAUGCCCACCAUGUCCACCCGCUGACACCCCUCAUCACCUACAGCAAUGAACACUUCUCUCCUGGCACGCCACCGUCACAUCUAUCUCCAGAGAUUCUGGACCCAAAGACAGGUAUUCCUAGGACACCUCACCCUUCAGAGCUCUCUCCAUACUACCCCUUGUCUCCUGGUGCUGUCGGUUCAAUUGCACACCCUCUGGGCUGGCUCAUGCCGCAGCAGGGCCAGCCCAUGUACUCCAUCCCUCCGGGGGGAUUUCGUCACCCCUAUCCAGCGCUAGCAAUGAAUCCAUCCAUGUCCAGCUUGGUGUCCAGCCGUUUCUCCCCUCACAUGGUGACCUCGCCUCCACACAGUCUCCACCAGACCAGCAUUCCCCAUCCUGCCAUCGUCUCCCCAGCCAUCAAGCAGGAGCCCAAUGGUGACAACAUCAGCCCCUCGAUGCAUGCCAGGAAGUCUCCUGUUCCUCCCAAAAAAGAAGAGGACAAAAAGCCUCAUAUCAAGAAGCCUCUGAACGCUUUCAUGCUGUAUAUGAAGGAGAUGAGAGCCAAAGUAGUGGCAGAGUGCACUCUGAAAGAGAGUGCCGCCAUCAACCAGAUCCUUGGAAGACGGUGGCAUUCCCUGUCAAGAGAGGAACAAGCCAAAUACUAUGAGCUGGCCAGGAAAGAGAGGCAACUCCACUCCCAGCUCUACCCCGGAUGGUCAGCACGAGAUAACUAUGGAAAGCGGAAAAAGAGGAAGAGAGACAAUAAACCAGACUCAAAACCAGAAGACUUCUCAAUAAGAAGCAAGAAGCAGUGUGUGCAGUAUCUGCCCUCGGAGAAGAUGUGUGACAGCCCUGCAUCAUCCCACGGCAGCAUGUUGGACUCGCCAGCCACUCCCUCUGCAGCCUUGGCUUCCCCAGCUGCUCCUGCAGCCACUCACUCGGAGCAGGCCCAGCCGCUAUCACUCACCACCAAACCUGAGGGACGCAUGCACCACCAUUUCUCCCUACCUGGGAAGGCUUCUGGGUCCACAUCCUCCUCCUCCUCCUCCACCUCCUCCCAACCCACUAUCUCUCUCUCAGUUGGUACUUCAGGUAGCCAGCCAUCCACACCCAUCCUCACCCGGCCAAUUGCCUUCACUUCUCUGCACCCCUCCAUGCUCUCCCCACCUUCCCCUUUCCAUCAUGCCCUGUUCCAGUCACAACCUCUCUCCUUAGUUACCAAACCAACUGAAUAAAUCUGCAAAGGCAAUUUCCUCCCAUUUAUUGUGCUGUAUAUUGCUUUUCUUUAAAUUAGGUAUUAGAACAACUUUUUUCUAAAUAAUGAAAAGGAAGAAAUAUUAUUGGUCAAUAUUUGACCGUCUCCUUUUCCACAUCUCUCAAUGAAACAAAAUGUAUUUUUUGUAAAGUUUACUGCAGAACUGUUUUUUUUUUUCAAUGCAUUUAUCCAAUGAACCUCUUGUAUAAAAGAACCAAUGUACAUAAAGUUUCUUUAUAAAAACAAAAAGGAACAAAAACAUGUUUUCUUUUUAGCCAAAACACAGUUAAUGUUAGUAUUAAGUUUUAAGUCAUAGUACUGGCCAAUAAUUGCAGCCCCGUUUUCAAUUCACAAGUGUGUGU
This is a messenger RNA of Monopterus albus (swamp eel), 2894 nucleotides long. It is a transcript of the gene tcf7l1b, whose product is annotated as transcription factor 7 like 1b. The transcript is spliced from 12 exons. The coding region runs from base 803 to 2512 and encodes 569 amino acids. The record is from RefSeq and is a predicted model, not a curated record. Gene Ontology annotation, molecular function: RNA polymerase II cis-regulatory region sequence-specific DNA binding; DNA-binding transcription factor activity, RNA polymerase II-specific. Gene Ontology annotation, biological process: regulation of transcription by RNA polymerase II; generation of neurons; canonical Wnt signaling pathway. Gene Ontology annotation, cellular component: beta-catenin-TCF complex; chromatin. NCBI's taxonomy places the organism in Eukaryota, Metazoa, Chordata, Actinopteri, Synbranchiformes, Synbranchidae.